Anguilla anguilla (European eel) is the source of this 3043-nucleotide messenger RNA. RefSeq names its product TNFAIP3-interacting protein 2-like. The coding region runs from base 435 to 1835 and encodes 466 amino acids. Lineage: Eukaryota; Metazoa; Chordata; Actinopteri; Anguilliformes; Anguillidae. The transcript has 6 exons. Gene Ontology annotation, biological process: cellular response to lipopolysaccharide; regulation of transcription by RNA polymerase II. The record is from RefSeq and is a predicted model, not a curated record. Gene Ontology annotation, molecular function: K63-linked polyubiquitin modification-dependent protein binding.
UCAAGUAAGAGACAGAGGGGGAAAGGAAGGUAAAACGACGAGUUUAGGAGAGGUAGAUCGUGUAUUUAAUGUUUCAAAACAUUACCGUAAGCCUUUAAUCAGCAAAAACGCAAAAAGGAGUAUUCAUUGAAGUAUCCCAACCUUGUUAAGAAAGAAAAGUCCAAGAAAAGUACGCCGAUUCAUAUGGGGGAAGUCCCCAGGAAAUCCCCGAAAACGAUGGAAUAAUUAUUGUGAAAUUGAAUGCACCCUGCAGUUGACCUUCUAGAAUAGAUAGUCGGAGGAUUUAUGUUGUUGAGCCCACAGCAACCUACAACGUUUACUAAACCCACGAAGAAUUAAAACGUCCGAUUCUGAUGGAAUAGUGGACAGUGGCAAUACAGCUAGCUGCCAGCGCGAAGGUUCUAGUUUUGGGGAUACAGCCUAAACGAUUUGCAAUGGAAAACUUCAAGAAGGAAAAUGAGACGCUGAAAGCCAAACUCCAGAGUUAUACUACUUUAAAUACUUUUUAUCACGAAACGCGUCAGGAAAUCGCUUCUCUAAAACAACAAAUGGGCGUGAAGGAUAAUACUAUUGCGGACCUCAAAUCGAGACUGGGACGAUACGAGAAAACAGCCGUUCAUUUGGAAGGAGAAGAACCUCUUGUGUUUGGGCCCUCGAAAUCUUUAUUCGAGAAUUUGUGCCAGGAAAUCACCAAACAUAAACAGAGAUUAAAAGACGUGGAGACGCAAUCUGCUCAACGAACGGAGGCUUACCAACUAGAGAUCGCGCAGCUGGAGCAGUUGCUGCGCGAGAAGGACCAGGAGCUCGCCAGGAUCACGCGCUGGCCGCAGCACCAGAAGGACCUGGAGAUCCAGCAGCUGCAGCGCUCGCUGGCGGAGAAGGAGCGUGUGCAGGCCACCAGGGCGGUGCUGUGCACCUCACUGGCUGAGGAGGCCGAGCAGCUGAGGACCCAGCUGGGGGCCACGGUGGGGGUAUGCCAGGAGUUGCUGAGGAGGCUGGAGGGGAAGAAGCAAGAGGGGGGGUCAGAGGAGAGCCAUGUUCACCCCCAGCCGUCAGGCGAGUGUACAGAGUCUGCAAAUGCUGCCCAUCUGAAUUCCCUGAUGUGUAAACUACAAGAGGAAAACAAAGUGCUGAAACAAAGAGUGGCUUAUGUGGAGAGCCUCAACGCUAAGUGGCAGAAGUAUGACCUGAGCAGGGAGGAGUACGUUAAGGGCCUGUGCCAGAGGCUGAAGGGCUCGAGCCCGCUGGGGGGGAAUCUGGGGCCGGCCGAACCCCCCAUGAUGCAGCAGGAGAUCCUCAGGCUGAACCGGCAGCUGGAGGAGAAGAUGGCGGAGUGCGCCAGGGCAGGACGGGAGCUGGAGGACGUCAGGAAGAGGGACGGGGAGCACAUCCAGAUGCUGGAGCAUCAGGUGCUCACCUAUGUGGACGACUUCAAGAGCGAGCGUGCGGAUCGGGAGCGAGCGCAGAGCAAGAUCCAGGACCUGGAGGAGAAAGUGAUGCAGCUGAAGCUGCAGCUCCGCGCGCAGGACGGGAAAGACGCGCCGGGCACCUGUAGGGUGCACGCCGGCUGCCGGAAGGCCACGCGCCCUCAGACGGACGCCAUCGCCGCCGGCAACACCGCCCCCGCCGCCGCCGUCGCCGUCACCGAGCCGUCGGUGAGGAAGCCCGCCGACCAGCCGGGGAAGAAGCACGCGAGCGGGCAGCCGGUGCCGGGGUCCGUCCGGACCGAGUGCAGAGCCGGCACGGACCUGCAGUGCCCGCGGUGUCUGGUGACGUACGGCGAGGACCAGAUCGCCGCCUUCCUCAAACACUGCUCCGAGUGCGCCAACUUGUGACAGGACAGAGCGGAGCAGGAAGCAGGAAGCGGAAAGCAGGAAGCGGGAACAGGAAGCCAGGAGCGGGAGAGCGUCCCAAAGCCGGAAGCUGGAAACAGGAAGCGGAAUGCAGGAAGCGGAAGCAGGAAAUGUGAACUCUGACGUGAAGCACUACACACCCAAAGCCCAGACACUGUGAAAAACCCAGGCUUGGGCCUGGCAGUUCUGCAUAUGAACUUACUGUGGGCAAAGGUUUCUGAAGCUACCCAGCUUCAGGGAUUUCCGUCCUACUUAAUUUAUUUACAUGAAAACAUUUCUUUAAAAAAGUACAGCGUGUGUUGUUGUCAUAUUGAAAAAGCACGGAUGUUUUCAGCCAAUUUUUUUUUCUUUAAUUUAUUUAUUUAUAAUGAAUUAUUUGUUUUUGGAUUUUAUCGUUUCUGUGACACUUUCUAGAUUUAUAGAUUUUUUUGUUUAGCCAAAAAAAAAAUUUAUCAAAUUUUUUUUUUUCCCCAUUUACAACUCAAAACAUAAAUCAUACAUGUAACCUUAGCAACAGUGCCUUAUUUGGUAUGAAAUGAGGUGACUUGUCUGCAUAUUAGUCGUAGGUUAAUAAUGUUGCAUAACACCAAUGCAGGCUGAUGGCCCUCUGGUGCAGUACCCCCAGAGCAGAGCUUAAGUCAUGUGUGUCUUACUCAUCAGGCAGAACCUGGCAGUACCCUAUGUCAGGUUAUAACACUUCAUAUGUGCCUGUUCUGUAUCUCUGCAGACUAAAGAAAAACCCAUGCUGAUUUUGGCGUACUGUAUUUGGUUUGCAAGUGAAGAGUGUAUUUAUUCCUUCUAAAAAAUGUACAAACUGUCUUAACUUGUCUUAAUUAUCUCUUGAUGGUGCUAUUUUUAUGGUUAUGGUGUAGAUCGUGGCUGUUUUGUGUCCUCUUUUACGUCUGUAAAGCUACAUGUUAAUUUAUGUUUCCUACAGCCAGUAUUUAACAGGUUCUGAUUGCCUUGUUGUGUAUGCUUGCACAGACGUAGUAGGACCUAAGUGCCUUGCAUUGAAAUGUUCUGAAAGACUGAUAUUUAUCAUGUGUAAUGUGUGACAGUAUUAUGUUGCGGUUACCUUUUCACUUUGCACUUUGUCUUCCUGUAAAUGACACCAAUGAUCUUAAUACUGCUGUGUCUGUUUGCAUUGUACCACCAGGUGACAAUAAAAAUGUAUUUUUUUACUGAACGUU